AGCACGAUAAUAGAGUCGCAGCGUGAAGUUAGAGUUCACCUAGUGAACUGCUGUACGGACACUUGAGACAGACUGAUGCUCUGACCAGCCAGCGCGCGGAGAGACGUCGCUGACCGGGUUUCUUGUCACUUCCAAGCCGACAAUCCCUCCAUCUAGUCGCCGGGUGAGGUACGGAGGAGAGCCAUGGCGGGGGACGGUUCGGACCAGCGAGCCCUGCAGUAUGAACAAACUUUGAUGUAUGGGCGUUACACCCAGGAACUUGGGGUGUACGCCAAAGAGGAGGCAGCCCGACUGAGGGAGAGCGGGAAGAAGCGCUCUAUCAGUGAGCAAAGCCGUAAUCUGGACCAGCAGGAGUACAAGGGACGCUGCGCCAAGUGCCGCAUUUGCACCGUUUGCUGCCAAAAAUUCCUGAUCUCACUAGUGAGAGAGGACUGGAUCUUCCUGAUCCUGCUUGGACUGGUCACGGGCCUGCUGAGCUGGGUGGUAGACAUCUGCAUUGGUAUCUUCCUACAAGCACAGAAGUGGAUAUAUGAUGGUCUGGACAGUAACGUGUUCCUGCAGUACCUGGCCUGGGUCACCUGCCCUGUGGUUCUUAUCACCUUCUCUGCUGGCUUCACUCAGAUCCUCGCUCCCCAGGCUGUUGGUUCAGGCAUUCCCGAGAUGAAGACAACCCUGCGAGGAGUGGUGCUGAAGGAGUUCCUCACUUUCAAAACUUUUGUGGCCAAAGUCAUCGGGCUCAUCUGCGCCCUGGGCAGUGGCAUGCCUCUGGGCAAGGAGAGUCCCUUUGUGCACAUUGCCAGUUUGUGUGCUGUUCAGCUCAGCAAGUUUACGUCUCUCUUUGGAGGAAUCUAUGAGAAUGAGUCAAGGAACACUGAGAUGCUGGUGGCAGCUUGUGCGGUGGGUCUGGCUUGCUGCUUUGCUUCUCCCGUAGGAGGUGUGUUGUUCAGUAUUGAAGCAACAUCCACAUUCUUUGCUGUGAGGAACUACUGGAGAGGGUUCUUAGCAGCUACAGUCAGUGCCUUUUUCUUCAGAUUGCUGCCUGUCUGGACCGGAGACGAAGAGACCAUUACGGCACUUUUCAAAACCCGUUUCCGUUUUGAAUUUCCCUUUAACCUUCAGGAGCUUCCUGCCUUCGCUGUUGUUGGUAUUGCCUGUGGAUUUGGUGGUGCUUUGUUCGUUUACCUGAACCGACUGAUUGUCCAGUUCAUCAGGAACCAAAAGACAGUCAACAAAUUCCUCAUGAAGAAGCGACUGCUCUAUCCAGUGCUGGUCACUGUACUGAUUUCAACACUGACAUUUCCACCCGGACUUGGGCAGUUUAUGGCUGGAAAGUUGACUCAGGCGGAAACUCUGGAGACUUUAUUUGAUAACUGGACAUGGACAAAACAUGGAAUUGCUGAGGAAUUUGAUUACAUUGGACACUCCCAAGCCUGGAUACAUCCACAAGUCAAUGUCUUCGUCACACUGGGCCUCUUCGUCUUCAUGAAGUUUUGGAUGUCUGCCUUGGCCAUCACCAUGCCUGUGCCCUGUGGAUCUUUCGUACCUGUGUUUGUCAUUGGAGCAGCGUUUGGUCGUUUGGUUGGAGAAUGCAUGGCAGCCUGGUUCCCAGAUGGCAUUCACUCUAAUGAGUCCAUUUAUUCCAUAGAGCCAGGAGCCUACGCUAUUGCGGGUGCUGCAGCCUUGUCAGGAGCGGUCACCCACACCGUUUCACCUGCGAUCAUUGUGUUUGAGCUGACUGGUCAGAUCUCUCACAUCCUGCCAGUGAUGAUAGCUAUUAUACUGGCCAACGCCGUGGCUCAAUCUUUGCAGCCGUCGUACUACGAUUCUCUUAUCAGGAUCAAGAAGCUUCCCUACCUCCCAGAGCUUGGCCGGGGUCACCAUGAGAAAUACAACAUCCGUGUGGAGGACAUCAUGGUGCGAGAUGUGCGAUACAUCGCACUCAACUGCUGCUACCGAGACCUACACAACGUCCUGAUGUCGGGACAGAUCAAGACUCUGGCUUUAGUGGAAUCUGCUGAGUCAAUGAUCCUGUUGGGCUCCAUAGAGCGUGCCCAGCUGCAGUUACUGCUCUCCCAGCAGCUCAGUCGCAGCAGACGCAUGAAGUACAUCAGGGAACGGGCCGCAGCAGAGAAAAAACGGCUGUCUGAUGUGUCGAACAACGAUAGUGAGGAUGGGCACCAGCAGGCCAGCCAGGAGGUCCAUUUGCAGAUUUCUACUGAGGAGUCCACCUUCAGUCCAACUUGUCCAGCUAGUCAGAAGCCUCUGAAACCUGCAUUGAAAAGACCAUCUGUUGUGGAAAGACCCACUAAGCUUCCCACAAGCCCACAGGACCAUUCCGGCAUCGCAUUGAAGAACCUGUUCUGCUCCAGUCCAGAUGUAGAAGCUCUGGAGGACGAUGGAGAUGUGGAAGACAACAUGACACUUAAUGAGAUUGCAGAGUGGGAGGAGAAGCAGCUUGAUGAGCAGGUCGACUUCAACAACUGCAAGAUUGACCCCGCCCCUUUUCAACUGGUGGAGCGCACUUUGCUGCAUAAGACUCACACCAUUUUCUCCCUGCUGGGUCUCGACCACGCCUACGUCACCAGCAUCGGCCGUCUCAUCGGGGUGGUUUCCCUCAAGGAGCUACGCAAAGCCAUCGAGGGAUCUGUGACAGUAAAAGGCGUGAAGGUGCGUCGGCCCCUUGCCAACUUAAGGAACAAUGAAACCAGCAGCAGCGAGACGGAGGCGACAGAGCUCCAUAAGCUGUGGGACCGUCACAGGAGCGUGUCACUGCCAGGAGAACAACCCACGUCGGAGUCCGACGAGAAGACCCAGUGAGGGAAAGCCGAGGACAAAAAGGAUGAAGAGGUGCAGGUGGGGGAAGAAGAGGUGGAGGAUGCAUUGAGAUCUUUAAUCUCCAAAGCUACAAACAUGCAAAACUCCUCAGGGCUACAGAUCAUUAUUUAAAGAUAGAAAGUUCUCCUACACCGUUCUCCCUUCUCUCCACAUCUGCCACUCUACCUCCUCCAACACCGCCUCCUCAGCUUCUUUACUCACCCAGUGCUUCUUCCAAGAGCCUUGCAGUGGCUCAGCCAGACACUCCACAGGAAGUGUCCGGUUCUCCAUUUACCCUUGGGGUCCUUCAGUGUAUCGCGUUUGCCACCUCCAAAGCUGGGACUGAGAUUUUUAAAAGGGGAUUUUUUUUUUGUAGACUUUAUUUUUAUUUUUUAUUAUUUUUCUUGUGUUUAGAAUUGGAAUCAAGGUUUGAAGAUGCAAAAUAUGUUGAGCAAGUCUUCCAUUUGAGUCCUGAAAUUCAACAAGGAAGAAUACUGUAAUGCUUUAGUGUACUGGGAAUGUGAAUGUAUGAAAGGAGAAAAAUGUGCACAUGAAAAGAAGGGCAGCAUAGACUGUCAUAUAGGAUUUUUUUUACUGCCUUUAGAACAAAUUUCGGAUUUUAUUGUCCUCUUUGACGAGGUUCAGUCUUGAUAAAUCAGGAGUUCUGGAAGAAUAAGUCUGUCCCUCUACCAAGCAUUGAACUGAAGUAGUUUGUUGUUUGUGUCUUUUAUUGUGCAUGCUCACCCCUCCACUGCGAGUCCUAGCGAUUAGGCCUAGUGCAGCGAGCAGCUAGGCCUGUUGGCACUAUAAUGUACACUCCCUUUAUUCUGUAGCUCUGGCCUCGAGUGACAUGAGGCUGAAAUGCACACAAACACUUUGCAGCAGUGCACUCUGACGAUGGAUGUUCUCUGCUUAUUUAAAUCCGACUCUGAGAUUCUGAGAGGGUUAGGAAAGAUGAUGAGGACCAGAAGGAGGAAAACAGGAAUCAAAUGUUUGUCUAGAAGAAAAAAAAACAGCUCUGGGUGCUGAAUUUAAUUGCUAUGUGAGCUGUUAUUAUAUCAUCUGAGACACAACACAAACUGCACUUAUAUACUGGUACAAAAUGCUGAAAAAAUAUUCAUUCUCUGCUUAAAACCACUGACUGAAAUCUAUAACAGACCAACAGGGAGUGAUUUAGCUUGUUCAGUUGGACAAAAUAACUAGAGUUUAGCUGUUACAUUGUUGUUAGACUACUGUUAGGCAGGAAUGUGUAACAGCACUGUUUUCAAAUUCCUGACAUGACAUAUAACACUAAAUGCCUUACAGUUAAUAAUUCAUAGCUUCCAUAGUUCCUUCUGUUUGUUAAGAUAAAAACAUUUCUUCCAGUUUUUCCCUCCUGUCCUAAACAUCCUAAAUACUUGCUCUACAACCAGGCUAAGCUUUUUGCCACCAUUCUAUUGCCUUAUAAAAAACAUUCAGCCUCCCAAUGUCUUCAGUGGUUUUAAGUAGAUUUUAGCAUCUUUUCUUGUUUGGUUCUGCAGAAUAGGAAGCAUCUGCAGCGACAAAGCAUGGCUUUGCAUGAGAGAAAGCAUGUGGCAUUUAUUUUAUAUGAUGAAAAUUAACCAAAAGCAACACAGACGAUUCGCCGGAUGAAUGAUGUCUUGGCUUUGCCAUCCUGUGCCUGUAUUUUCUGCUGCGUCUCCCUCUUGUCCAGUAAUCUUUAUUCAUCACCUGAUUCAUAACCAGGCAUUGGGGUCUUUGUGGGUUCAGAAACUUGCAGAUUAAUAUAUUUAAUAUCAUUCUUGUAAUCUGAAAUCAUGAUUUUGUGUCUUAAUCAAUCUUCCUUGUUGACUCAUCUCUUUUUGUUUCUGGGGAGAUUUUUUAUUUUUUGUAUUUAUCUUUUUGUUGCUUUUUUAAUGAUUUAAAAUAUAUUUUUUGUAUAUUUAACAUGCUGUCUGAAGCAUUUCUACAGUGGAGAUUUAUUUGUGAAGUGUGAAUAUACUAACAGGGUGAAAGCUUGUGGCGCGUGUCUGACGGCAAACUGAAGAACCAGAAUAAUGAAGUUAAAGGAAUGAACUUGCUCAUUCCAGAAGUGCCUCUUUCUGUUUUAACAGUGGGAAUAAAAUGGAGCAGGACUGUUUCACUCCUCAUAGACAUGUAGACCAGGCACUUCUCGCACUCGUCCCAAAAUAUGUAAGCGGCUUGAUGGUGUUUCAUGGUAGUGUGCAGUUGCUGCCAUGGCAACCGUGGUGUCUGCUCACCCCAGGGGGGCUGAAAGCUCUCCUCUCAUUUGGUUCUGUUCAUUUGUUUGCACCUUUUCAUCGAUUCUCGUUGUUCUGGCGGGUCCUUUCACCUCGCCACAGACAUCUCAUCUCAUCUGCUGCAGAGAGAGGUCUCUGGCUCUCUGGCUCUGGCAGCAUUAAUCACAGUAGAAGUUGUACAGUUUCUUUUUAUUGAUGGAUCCGCCUGUGGGUAAUUGAUUUGUGCAAUAACAGUUGUUCAUCUCAUUUUCUAGACCUGUUUUAAUUGAUGACAUAAAUGCAAGAUAACAUUAAUUUUUAAAAGAAAUCUGAAAAGAUUAAAAAGAUUUGCAUGGUUAGGUCUUUGACUCUUUGUAGAGGAAGGUUUCCCAGGAGCCUCUGGAAAUUGAAAUUCAUAUUGCAACAGUAAUCUGCACUCUUGGUGUCUCAGUUGGGCUUUUUGGAAACUUUAUCUGGUAGACUGUGUGGCGAAGCUGCUCCUCUCAUCUGAACCUCCCCAGGCACACAGAGAGUUUUAUCGUGCUUCCUUCCAUCCUCUCCUUCAGUCGGAGCAGCUUUGAUGAGCCCAGAUCUUUUUUCCACUCCUUACGGGACUGUGCGUUACAGCAAACCAAACCAGAGCGAGAGAGAGAGGAGCAAAAUUCCAGAGUUAUUUUUCACAUCAAAAUUAAAACACUGUUUUUUUGUAUAUCAUGAUGAAUAAAUAUGAUUUUACCAAACGAG
Messenger RNA from Poeciliopsis prolifica (blackstripe livebearer), 5777 nucleotides. Its product is annotated as chloride channel protein 2-like. Gene Ontology annotation, cellular component: membrane. Bases 184 to 2817 code for a protein of 877 amino acids. Gene Ontology annotation, molecular function: voltage-gated chloride channel activity. Lineage: Eukaryota; Metazoa; Chordata; Actinopteri; Cyprinodontiformes; Poeciliidae. The transcript has 23 exons. The record is from RefSeq and is a predicted model, not a curated record. Gene Ontology annotation, biological process: chloride transport; transmembrane transport.